Molecule: messenger RNA, 1298 nt
Organism: Fusarium redolens
Lineage: Eukaryota; Fungi; Ascomycota; Sordariomycetes; Hypocreales; Nectriaceae
Exons: 5
Coding region: 54-326 (90 amino acids)
Source: RefSeq, a predicted model, not a curated record
CCGCUUUUUGUCGAAAGAAGCCAUUGAGGGGAUGAAGCUUCGAUUUGCUAAAUAUGAACCGCUUGGAGACUACAUUCCCUGAGGAUGUUCUUAACCCUCUUGAUGGAGGGUAUGGCUGGAUUAUUGUGGGCUCGUGCUUUAUCCUGAAUGCCUUCACUUGGGGUGUGAUAGCAUCUUUCGGCAUGUACCUAAUAGAAUAUAUAUCCUCCGAAAAGAUUGCGAAUGCUAAGCGGAUAGAAUAUAGACUUAUCGGCGGGCUGAACUUCAGUUAUGCCAUGCUCCUUGCUCCUCUAGUUACCCACCUUGCCAGUAGGUUCCGUUUAUAAGUUAUUAUGCUUUCUGGAUGCUUCUUACAAUAUAUUAGCUAUGUAGCUGCUUCCUUCGCCUCUAGAACAUGGCAUCUUUACCUUACUUAAGGGGCUCUGGUUGGCAGCAGGAUCGGUUUUAUUAUUAUACCUAGCACGGCAGUUCUAUCUUAGUGGUUUUCUAAACGGCGUAGCAUUGCCAAUAAUAUCAGCUCUGCUGGCUCUGGCAUCGGAGGAGCCGCCUUUACUUGGGGAGCAGCCGCAAUAAUCUAGCAUUAAGGGUUGGGCUAGGCACUCCGCAUAACAGGCCUCAUUACUCUCGCAGCUAUCAUACCAGCAACUCUCUUACUUUAAGACAGGAACUCUUAAAUCCAGCUAAACUAGCGUGCAGUUAACAUCGCCCUCCUUCAUUCCAAGGCGAUUAUCUUCCUUUUGAUGUAGGCUUUCAUCAGCAUAUUCAGGUAUAUUGUCUUGCUAUUUUCGCUAUCGGAGUUUGCUCUCGCCAUAGGGCUAUCCUAUAAACAGGCCACCGAUGUCGUCGGUUUCCUGAACGUGGGGACUGCUGUCAGAUGUCCCCUUAUUGGCCUUGCAAGCGAUCGUUUCUCUAGCAUUGCUACCGCCAGCGUGCUUACGCUUCUCUGUGGUCUCAUUUGUUUUGCCUUAUGGUUACUGGCUAAGUCCUUUGGACUGACAUUAUGCUUUUCCAUUCUUUAUGGGGCAAUCUUAGGGGGCUUCGCUGACAUUCCACAGACUAUUGGCCCCUUAUCGGCAGAAGUCGCGGGUCUCAGAAAUCUUCAAUCGAUGCUCUCCCUCGCUUGGGCUGCAACAAUCCUCCCUACUACCAUUGACCUUGACUUUUCAGCUGCCGAAGUCAUAGCUUUACUAUUGCAGGAUUUGCCAGGCCCAAGAACCUAUCUCUACCCCCAAAUCUUCGCAGGUAUAUCGUAUAUUAUUGCUAGCGGAUUCCUAGCAGCGUUGUGGAGAAACUUGCGG